AUGUCCCUCGCUCAGCAUACAGUAUCUCGUGUCUGGCCCGUUUGGCUUCCAAAAGUAGCUCAGACAGGAACUCGAUCCAUCACCCGCGAAGCUAGUUCCUUUGUUGGAGCUGAUUCACAAACAACAGUUCCAGGAGUGCCAACGAAAACACGCCCAGCCAAAGAAAUAUUCGAUGCCAAUCAGAAGAAAGUCUAUACGACUCUUUAUGCCAACAGUCACUACCCAGCCAAGAAGCACUGA
Glarea lozoyensis ATCC 20868 is the source of this 240-nucleotide messenger RNA. RefSeq lists its product as uncharacterized. The transcript has a single exon. The record is from RefSeq and is a predicted model, not a curated record. The coding region runs from base 1 to 240 and encodes 79 amino acids. Lineage: Eukaryota; Fungi; Ascomycota; Leotiomycetes; Helotiales; Helotiaceae.